GUUUAACCAUUCUCCUCCUAGAAACAGCCAUGGGACAGACUGUCACCACCCCCCUGAGCCUCACGCUUAACCACUGGUCAGACGUGAAGGCACGAGCCAACAAGGAGGGAGUUGUAAUCAAGGAAAAUAAAUGGACCACCCUUUGCGAGGCCGAAUGGGUCAUGAUGGAAAUAGGAUGGCCUCGCGAGGGAACCUUUAACCUCAGUCUUAUUUCACAGGUGGAGGGAAAAGUUUUCGCUCCGAGUCCCCAUGGCCACCCGGACCAGGUCCCAUACAUCGCCAUGUGGAGACUCCUGGCGACAGAACCCCCUCCAUGGGUUAGGCCGUUUCUCUCCCCUCCAGCCCCCUGGCUCCCUCCCGCCCCUCCUACCUCCUCCACAGCACCACCGCUCCCUCCCGUCCCUCCUACCUCCUCCCUUUACCCUGUUCUCCCACGAAAGGAUCCCCCUAAGGCUCCUGUCCUCCCCCCAGACCCCAAUUCACCUCUUAUUGACCUCCUAACAGAGGACCCACCACCAUACCCGGGGAGUCGGGCGCCGGAGGGACCGGCGGCCCCCGCAGAGGCGCCUGAACAGGCUCUACAGAGAGAGCGGGAGGAUGAGGCUCCGGCUCCCUCCCCAAUUUCCGGUCGCCUACGAGGAAGGCGCGACGAACCAGCCAAAGAAUCCAGGGCCUUCCCCCUUAGGGAAGGUCCUAAUCACCAGCUCCAAUACUGGCUGUUUUCGGCCUCUGAUCUUUACAACUGGAAGCAGCAUAAUCCUCCUUUCUCUAAGGACCCUGUUGCCUUGACUAACCUGAUUGAGUCCAUUUUAGUGACCCACAAGCCCACUUGGGAAGAUUGUCAGCAGUUACUGCAGACCCUCCUGACGGUGGAGGAGAAGCAGCGAGUCUUCCUGGAGGCUCGGAAGCAGGUUCCAGGAGACGAUGGAAGACCCACCCAAUUGCCUAAUGUCAUUGAUGCAGCCUUUCCGCUCACCUGCCCGAACUGGGACUUCGCGACCCCAGAAGGUAGGGAGCACCUACGUCUCUAUCGCCAGUUGCUCUUGGCGGGUCUCCGAGGGGCUGCUAGACGCCCUACCAAUUUGGCCCAGGUUAGGAAUGUGAUCCAGGGAAAGGAGGAGACGCCGGCAGCGUUCUUGGAAAGACUUAGAGAGGCUUAUAGGAUGUAUACCCCAUACAAUCCGGAAGAUCCAGGACAGGCGCCGGGUGUCAUCUUGUCUUUCAUCUAUCAGUCAAGUCCAGAUAUAAGGGCCAAGUUACAGAGACUAGAAGGAUUGCAUUCAUUCAGUUUGUCAGAUUUAUUGAGAGAGGCAGAAAAAGUGUUUAAUAAGAGAGAAACUCCCGAAGAGCGGGAGGAGAGGAUGUGGCAGAGGCAAGAAGAGAGAGAUAAAAAACGUCAUAGGGAAAUAAGUAAAGUCCUGGCCACUGUAGUGUCUCAGGGACAGGUCAGAGAGGGAGCUAGGACGGGAGAUCAAAGAAGGACACCGCUUGACAAAGACCAGUGUGCUUACUGUAAACAGAGAGGACAUUGGGCUCGUGACUGCCCAAAGAAGCCUCAAGGGUCUCGGAGACCUAAGCCAAGGGCCACGGACCUCCUCAAUCUGGAGGAUUAGGGAGGUCAAAGCCAGGAGCCCCCCCCCUGAGCCUAGGAUAACUCUCAAGAUUGGGGGGCAGCCAGUGACCUUCCUAGUGGACACCGGAGCUCAACAUUCAGUCCUGACCCAUACCAGAGGCCCUCUCAGU
This is a messenger RNA of Peromyscus leucopus (white-footed mouse), 1743 nucleotides long. RefSeq lists its product as uncharacterized. The transcript is spliced from 2 exons. The record is from RefSeq and is a predicted model, not a curated record. Gene Ontology annotation, molecular function: zinc ion binding; nucleic acid binding. Gene Ontology annotation, biological process: virion assembly. Bases 30 to 1613 code for a protein of 527 amino acids. Lineage: Eukaryota; Metazoa; Chordata; Mammalia; Rodentia; Cricetidae.